Molecule: messenger RNA, 3346 nt
Organism: Hyalella azteca
Lineage: Eukaryota; Metazoa; Arthropoda; Malacostraca; Amphipoda; Hyalellidae
Gene: Ppa
Product: F-box/LRR-repeat protein 14-like
Exons: 1
Coding region: 1-1218 (405 amino acids)
Biological process (GO): SCF-dependent proteasomal ubiquitin-dependent protein catabolic process
Cellular component (GO): SCF ubiquitin ligase complex
Molecular function (GO): protein binding
Source: RefSeq, a predicted model, not a curated record
AUGGAGGAGAGCGCGGGUGACACAGUGUGCGCGUCCACUACUCACAUAUCUUGCUUAUAUCCCGAGAUUCUUGCUAUGAUAUUCAGUUAUUUGGAUGUGAGAGAAAAAGGUCGUGUAGCCCGAGUGUGCAGUGCGUGGCGAGAUGCUUCAUACCACAAGGGCGUGUGGAGAGGCGUCGAAGCAAGAAUACACCUGCGGAGAGCUAACCCGUCGCUGUUCCCUUCGAUGGUUCGGCGAGGCAUACGUCGCGUGCAGGUGUUGUCGCUUAGACGUUCCCUACGCGACGUUAUAAGUGGAGUACCAACGCUAACGUCACUCAAUUUAUCGGGUUGCUAUAAUAUCACUGACAUAGGACUUUCCCUUGCGUUCUACCAGCCGCACAGAUCCCUGACACGCCUUGAUCUCGCGCUCUGCAAGCAGAUCACCGACUCGGCCUUGGACCGCAUCAGUCAAAUGCUGCCCAACUUGGAGGAGCUCGAGCUUGGUGGCUGCAGCAACAUAACGAAUGCAGGGCUCGCCAUGAUCGCGUGGGGGCUGAAGAAACUCAAGAAAUUAGACCUACGGUCGUGUUGUCACAUCAGUAAUCAAGGAAUAGCAAGUCUAAGUGGACAAGAUCUAAGCAAGUGCUCCGGGACCGAGUCAUUGCAGUGUCUUGGUCUUCAAGACUGCCAAAAGCUUUCUGAUGAAGCUCUCUUGUCCGUAUCCCAAGGCCUGCCGUCCUUGGUAAGCAUAAAUUUAUCUUUUUGUGCCAGUAUCACAGAUUCGGGUCUCAAGCACUUGGCACGGAUGCCCCAACUGAAGGAAAUCAACCUUAGAUCGUGUGACAACAUUUCCGACAUGGGCAUCGCAUACCUAGCAGAAGGCGGCUCAAGAAUCACCUCCCUUGACGUCUCGUUCUGCGACAAAAUCGGUGACCAAGCCCUAGUUCACAUCGCGCAAGGGCUCUACUCGAUGCGCUCACUAUCCUGCUCGGCUUGUAACAUCAGUGACACUGGAAUCGAACGCAUCGGUCGAAGUUUACACGAACUUGACACACUCAACAUCGGACAGUGCGGUCUAGUGACAGAUAGAGGAUUGCAGCUCAUUAGUGAACAUCUAACUAAUUUGUACAGCAUUGACUUGUACGGAUGUAAUCGCAUCACCACGGUGGGUCUUGAGAGAAUCAUGCAGUUGCCACGACUUCAUGUCCUUAAUUUGGGACUGUGGCACAAGAGGUGACCAGAGGCUACCAUAGAACUACCUACUAAAGUCCUGCACGCUGCACACACUCCCCGGCAACCUGGCCCACUGGUCCCUACCACCUCCAACCAUUUCACCCCACCUCCGCCUCAACACCAACCCACCGUCUGAAACUCCACAGAAUUUCACGCCAAAACCACAAUAUUUCGGCUGAGUAUUUCUCUGCAUUUUUACGAUCGAUGAAGUGAAGUGAUUGAACGCAGUUUGAUAUUUGAUGUGUUUCACUAUGUCUAGCAAUGACAUCAACCUUCCUCGUGCAACGUGAAAAAAAUUCAACUUUGCGAGUUUGUGAACUGAUCAUUAAAAACUGAUGAGAUCUGCAUCAUUUACUGUUCGUUUGUGACAUGACCAUCCUCGUGAUGGGUGUUUCAUGCGAGUGGUGACACCUUCGUGAUGACUUUCAUGCGAGUGUAAUGACCUUUCCUCACGAUCAGCGAGUUCCACGCGAGUGGCAGGUCCCAGCAGCGGCUCAAGCGAGUGGCAUGAUCGAUCGUGCUGCCAGAUCGUGAACGUGGCAGACGCUAGGGACCGAACGCGGCGCCUGCAGACCUCAGGCAUUCCCCGGCGUCGGGCAGACAUGAGCAGGAAAACCAAACCUAAAGAAUUUCAGUUCGGUUUGAUCCUUUUUGGAGAGAAACUUCGGAGGAAUAAUUGUGAUCAUCCUUCAGUGAACUUGAAAAGAAAACGAAGCAGUUAUUUUAUUUAACAAAUGUGGGGCUGAAGAAGAUAACUAAUUUACUCAAGAAAUGGUGCCAAAAACUUAGUUCUUUACGUCUACCAAUGGAAUGGACUGGAAAAAUGUCUCCGGAGAAAUUUCUCUGAAAUUGUUUUAAUUUUUCAGUUUUGUGCAGCAGCAGCUUACCUAUUGCAGUGUAAUUCAAUUAAUUCGUGUACAUAUUAUAUGCUCUGUUGUCUACGUUGCAUACGUGAGAAUUGGCUAGCGAAUUCGAGAUAUGUACGUCUAUGUGAUAUGUAAGUAAUAAGCGAGCGUACUGCGUGUGGUAACAUGUAAGUGUACAUACGUGCGCAAGAUGCCAUGUUAAUCUGUACAGUUCUAUACGUUAAAUCAUUUUCUAAGAAAACUAUUAUGUUCCUCAUUUGGACCUGAACAAAACUUGCAUAAUACUUGGAAAUUUUCAUGCUAGUUGCUAUCAGCUUCUCUUAUCGUUGGGAUUUGAGAGUUAUCAAGUGAACAUGAAGCACAUUAAGUUAUACGAUGUUAUUACAAUCACUCUUGACCGUUUUGCAACGCUCGGAAAUUGUCAGCACCUUAACCGUGUUGGCCAAAAUAACACGGUUCCUAUUGCUCAAUAGAUUUAAAUUGGAUUUUGAUUAAGCAUUGGGAGGAAUGGCAUAAUAUAUUUCUGAAUUUAUACAUGUAUUAUUAUCAGAAUUGCUUUACUGACUUCAAAUCAACAAAAUAACAAAGGAAACGUCCUUUUAAAUCAAGAUUCUUCAAACAUGCACAGCCAGUUUUUAAGGUGAACCAUGUUUCUACAUUUAAUUUUAGCCAUGUUGAAAUAAUUCCGUAAUACCUUGCCAUUUUGUUCAUAAAACGUUAGCUCCGUUUUGCUCAAUUUGCACGAGUUAUUUCGAGUACAUAAAAAACAUCGGUUAUUCAUGUUAUGUUGAAGCAAGCUGUAUUAAUAAACAUUCUCCUGCAGUUAGAGCGCGCUACAAGUAUGCCAACUUGAAGUGUUAGGUGCGUGGCAUGGAAUGCGUUGCGGUAUGCGGCCUUCGAAGGAAUGUGAGGAAAAUCGUACGUAAAAACUGGCCAUUCGCGUCACGGUUCCCUGCGAAUAAAGUUUUUACAGCACCUCGCUGGGAAUUAUCUUCGGCGUACCCGUGUCCAGGGCAUAACGAACUAUAUUUAACGCAAUUACUAUCCUCAAUUCGGUUCGAUUUUUCAUUGGUUGUUGUAUGCCAAUCAUUCAAAUAGCAAAAUAUGAUUAAAUUAAAUUUUAAUUUUGUAUUUUUAAAAAUCUUUAUUGGUAGUUUUUUAUUACAAAUAGAGUUUGCUUGUGCUUCACCAACCCGCUUGUGUCCUCUGUACACCAGUAUAUAUUUUUCUUCAUUACAUAUUGCAUUUGCAGCAAUGAAUUUUUUA